AGGUAGGAGCUCGGGUGCAGAAGAGAAGAGCGGAGUUGACAGAAAUUCAUUCAGCAUGUUGCUGUGUGCUUGGUCGCUGCUCUUCAUCACUGUGGCAGGCGCCAGCGGCGACCAGCUCGAGGCAGUCACGGGCGAAGUGUUGGCGUCAGAAGGCAAACAGGUGACGCUGUCGUACGUUGACGCCACAGCGCCUACGUGAUGGUGAUUCUUUCUUCUGGUACCAACAACUUCCUGGACAAGCGCCACACUUCCUGCUUUCCCACUUGGGAAUCGGCAGCCCGUUCAGCGCCAAGCCGGGAAUGUCGGCGAGCGUGGGAAGUGACAGGAGACGAGUCCACCUGCACAUCGAGGAGGAAGCGAAGGCCGCGCCUCCUCAGCCACAAGUCAGCAUUCACGCAGACUGCCAGUGCAGACAUGAAUCGGGUGCUCGUGUGCGUGCUGACGGCUGCUUUGAGUCUCGGAAAUGGUCAGCAAACAGUGCACCAGCCGGCGGGCGAUGUCCACGCUGUGGAGGGCGCGAGGGUGACGCUGGACUGCAGCUUCGACAGCACACGGAGCGACGACUGGAUCUUAUGGUACAAACAGGAAGUGAACGCGGCACCCGAGUUUGUUCUGAGCAUCUCAAAGAUCGGUCAGGGCAAGACGGAGAAGAAGUACGCCGACAGGUUUCGCUCCAGCAUGGACGCCAGCACCACGCAAGCUCCUCUGCAUAUCGAGAGCGUGAAGCUGAGCGACUCGGCACUCUAUUACUGCGCCCUGCGGCCCACGCUGACACAUCCGCUGGCGUGCCUGCACAAAAACACCUGCACCCGCCUCGUGCCACGUCACAUCGGGGGUGUGGUCUCACGGGAGUCGACGAGUCACUGUGCAAAAGGAGGAUCUUGACACAUGGGCCAACAGGCCUAAAAAUGGACUUUGUAACUCGUUGAAGACGGAAAUUAAGUUUUGCAUCUGGAUUCUUCUUCUCGCCACCCCUUAACUUAUCUGUUCUCACGUCACGCUGUCAUAUGACUACGAGACCAGCAGUGGUUUCGUUUAUGUGCCGUCUCGCUUCCUCCUCACGACCGGAACAAGAGGAUACAAGCAAUACCAGAACAUUCCUGACGGGUGCUACAAAGCUCAAGCGUGAAAAAUGCCGGUCCCCAUGUGACGCUGCUCACCACCACUGUGCAUUUCAAUUACAGUGACAAAAACAGAAAUCCAAACUACCUCCAGUCUGCCCACUGAUAUAGACACAGCUGUCA
This is a messenger RNA of Phycodurus eques (leafy seadragon), 1244 nucleotides long. RefSeq lists its product as uncharacterized. Lineage: Eukaryota; Metazoa; Chordata; Actinopteri; Syngnathiformes; Syngnathidae. The transcript has 4 exons. The record is from RefSeq and is a predicted model, not a curated record. The coding region runs from base 199 to 885 and encodes 228 amino acids.